Messenger RNA from Cokeromyces recurvatus, 1458 nucleotides. RefSeq names its product major facilitator superfamily domain-containing protein. The record is from RefSeq and is a predicted model, not a curated record. Lineage: Eukaryota; Fungi; Mucoromycota; Mucoromycetes; Mucorales; Mucoraceae. Gene Ontology annotation, cellular component: fungal-type vacuole membrane. Gene Ontology annotation, molecular function: transmembrane transporter activity. The coding region runs from base 355 to 1425 and encodes 356 amino acids. The transcript has 3 exons. Gene Ontology annotation, biological process: transmembrane transport.
UUUUUUUUUUGAAAAAUUUUCUUGUUUUAGUCUAAUAAAUAAAAAAAGAAAAUGGCUUCAAUUGUUUUAAAUGAGAAUACAGAUAACAGGCUUCCGCAAGAAGGAAAAAAAGAAAGCAUUCCUGACGUUGAAAAGAUAUCUCUAGGUUCAGAGCCUCAUUAUAUUACACCUCCUGAUGGUGGAAGAGGUUGGCUUAUAGUUGUGUCUUGUUUCAUGGGUUUAUUUGCAAUGUAAGCGAAAAUACUUGUCAUUUUUUAUAGUUGAUUUAUAUAUAUUUUUUUUUAUAGUUUUGGUUACAAUUAUAGUUGGGGCGUAUUUUUAAAUUAUUAUAAAUCAAAUGUCUACAUUGGUGAAAUGAGUAAGCUGUCUUGGGUUGGUUCUAUUUGUGUAGCCUUCUUUUUCAUUACGGGUCCAAUCAAUCAGCUUCUCAUCGAAAAAAUGGGGUUUAAAUAUAUGUUGGCUACUGGUACGGUUUUAUGUACUGCAGCUUUAAUUUUAGCUAGUUUUGCAACUGAAGUAUGGCAUAUUUUAUUGACACAAGGUGUGCUAUUUGGUCUUGGUGCUUCAUUUGUGUGUCUUCCUUGUAUUGGUGCCCCACAACAAUGGUUCUCUGAAAGAAGAGGUUUGGCCAUUGGUUUAGCUAUGUCUGGUUCUGGUAUUGGUGGUCUUGUAGUUUCUAACAUUAGUAUGGCUAUUAUCAAAUCAAUUGGCUAUCGUUGGGCUCUUAGAAUUGAUGGUAUUAUCGUCUUUGUUCUUCUCUCAUUUGCCACUUGUUUCGUACGUCCCUUUGGUGAUGUUAAAAAGACAGGUGGUGGAAGAAAGAUUAUUAAUUGGUAUUUAUUUAAAAAUCCUUUAUUUACUACCAUUUUUUUGCAUGGUUUAAUUACUACCUUUGGUUAUAUGACCCCUUUCUUUUUGUUACCUUCUCAUGCUAAUGCACUCAAAUUAAGUCCUUGGGUUGGUGCUAACCUGUCUGCUAUUACGUCUGCCAUCAAUGCAGUUGCUAGAGUCUUUACUGGCUAUAUGGGUGAUAAAAUUGGACGUUUCAAUAGUUUAUUCAUCUGUACAUUUAUUUGUGGCGUACUUUGUUUAGCUAUUUGGAUUAAUGUGCAUAAUGAAAGCUCACUUUGGGCAUUUGCUGUCCUUUAUGGUUUCUUUGGUGGUGGUUAUAUCGCUCUUUUCCCUACAGUACAACCACAAAUUGUGGGUCUUGAACAUAUUGGUCCUGCUAUCGGUAUGCUUUACUAUACCAAUCUCUUUGGCUAUUUGUUUGGUACACCUAUUGCCACUGCCUUAAUUAACCUUUCAGAACCACCCAAUUAUGCAAAUGGUGCUAUCUGGGCUGGUGUCACUAUCAUUAUAGGUGCAUUAUUCGCUGGCUGGGCCCGUAUCAUGAAAGGUGGUUGGAAGUGGAUACGUAUUUAAAAUCGCUUCCAAAAAAAAAAAAAAAAAAAAAAA